This is a messenger RNA of Myxocyprinus asiaticus (Chinese sucker), 1206 nucleotides long. Its product is annotated as forkhead box protein I1c-like. Gene Ontology annotation, biological process: anatomical structure morphogenesis; regulation of transcription by RNA polymerase II; cell differentiation. The coding region runs from base 52 to 1206 and encodes 384 amino acids. The record is from RefSeq and is a predicted model, not a curated record. Lineage: Eukaryota; Metazoa; Chordata; Actinopteri; Cypriniformes; Catostomidae. The transcript has 2 exons. Gene Ontology annotation, molecular function: RNA polymerase II cis-regulatory region sequence-specific DNA binding; DNA-binding transcription factor activity, RNA polymerase II-specific.
GAGAGCGUUAGCUCCAAGGAGAGACAUUUGCCUUGUGCAGGCACUGGAGAUAUGAACACCAUCGACGCGCAAAUCCAUAACAAUAGUUCCGCUGCUGUCAACCCUCUCCAGCAACUGCCAAAAAGCGCACACGAGACCCCGGAUAUGGCCGUGUAUUGUGAAAACUUCAGUGUUUAUCACCAACAGAGCCUACCUGCGGCGCAGAGACCAGCCGGAUAUGGCCUGGGGGACUACGCGCCGUCCCCAAACCCCUACCUGUGGCUCAAUGGACCUGGUGUUAACUCCUCUUCGUCCUACAUACAUGGAAACAACAGCCCCUCAUUCAUUCCUCCAGCUUACGGCUCUCAGAGACAAUAUCUCACUAACUCGUCCGGGUUCGCCGGUCCGGAUCUUGGCUGGCUCUCCAUCGCGAGCCAAGAGGAACUUUUAAAGCUCGUGCGUCCGCCUUACUCCUACUCAGCUCUGAUAGCCAUGGCUAUACAGAACGCGCACGAGAAGAAGUUAACCUUAAGUCAGAUAUAUCAGUACGUGGCGGAUAAUUUUCCGUUUUAUAAGAAGAGUAAAGCGGGAUGGCAAAACUCUAUCAGGCAUAACCUUUCCCUGAAUGACUGCUUUAAAAAAGUGCCGCGUGAUGAAGACGACCCAGGCAAAGGAAACUAUUGGACUCUAGACCCCAACUGUGAAAAGAUGUUUGACAACGGGAACUUUCGGAGAAAAAGGAAGCGCAGAUCUGAUCCCAGCACAGGUAUUGCCAGCAACUCAAAACCAGAGGACGAUCGACAGCUUGCGGGGAUCAAACCCACCGACAGCCCUCACCUCACCGGACCCGCAUCUCCUGAGAUUGAUGCGGCCCAUGAGAGCCACAAAGGCGCAUCGCCUGCAGGCCUCGCGCCCACGCCAUGCUUUAACAAUUUCUUCAACAGUAUGUCUGCUUUAAGCUCUCCUUCGGCUCCUACUAGCAGACAGGGCUCUCUAGGUUUGGUAAACGAGCUCUCCAGCCGAAAUAUCAGCGCCCUGAGCCAGUAUCAUGCCAGCUCAGCACCUGACGCAAGUGGACCGAGUGAGCUUCAGGACAGUGUACACGUUAACCGUGGAAUGUACUAUAACUCUUUUACUGGCGGCCAGAGCGCACAGUUUAAUGGACACUUCUACAACAGCUUUAGUGUGAACAGUCUCAUUUACCCUCGAGAUGGAACGGAGUUAUAG